Bactrocera latifrons is the source of this 7220-nucleotide messenger RNA. RefSeq names its product 1-phosphatidylinositol 4,5-bisphosphate phosphodiesterase classes I and II (gene Plc21C). Gene Ontology annotation, biological process: phosphatidylinositol-mediated signaling; lipid metabolic process. NCBI's taxonomy places the organism in Eukaryota, Metazoa, Arthropoda, Insecta, Diptera, Tephritidae. Bases 492 to 4490 code for a protein of 1332 amino acids. Gene Ontology annotation, molecular function: phosphatidylinositol-4,5-bisphosphate phospholipase C activity; calcium ion binding. The record is from RefSeq and is a predicted model, not a curated record. The transcript has 19 exons.
AUUUCCAGUUAUUGACGUACAACAACAUAUGGCAACUACUCAAAGUAUACCAUAUAUCAACGUAAAGCAGUAAACGAUUACAACAACAACAAAUACAGAAAAAUCAGACGUAAAGUUACACCCACAAAAGCAUCCAUACCAGCACUGUCGUUAAGUCGAAACAAUUGAUGUUUCAUUGUAUUGGUGCUGUUUAUCUCUGCCGACGCUUUGAACAGAAUUUUAUUUGGCUUCGCAUUUAAAAAGAGUUUUCUUUAAAUUUCGACAUAACACUUUUUUAUAGCUAUCAUUCACUGCGCUUUCCGAAAGCGCUACCUCGUUGGGCGCAAUGAUAGCAAGCUACAAGUAUAGCAAUUGGUCGCGUAUAUGUUCGUGAGUGCCGUUAUAAAUAUGUGUGUAUGAGUUUUUGGCUUGCACCAAUGCAUCGGUGGCAUUUGUGGGGCAAACAUUUUUGUGCGACGGAAUAUUUGUGAAUAUAGAGUGUUGUUGGCAAUAUGUUGAACACGCCGACAUAUGUUUCCAUCGGGCCGGUGGAGGUGCCGAAAGCGCUGCAAGACGGCGAGAAGUUCGUCAAGUGGGAUGAUGAUUCGGGCACUGGCACACCGGUCACUAUGCGAGUGGAUCCCAAAGGAUACUAUUUAUAUUGGAUUGAUCAAAAUAAUGAGAUGGAUAUUUUGGACAUAGCGACCAUACGCGACACACGAACUGGCGCAUAUGCCAAAAAGCCAAAAGAUUCUAAACUACGUCAAAUUGUUACGCUUGGGUCACAGGACACAUUGGAGGAGAAAACUGUGACCAUUUGUCAUGGUUGUGAUUUCGUUAACGUCACAUUUGUAAAUUUCUGCUGUACCAAAAGAGAGAUUGCACAGCAAUGGUGUGAUGGCAUUAUGCGUCUGGCUUACAGUUUGGCCAGACUCAAUGGCUCAGCCAAUACGUUUCUGCAGAAGGCGCAUACCAAACUCUGCCUGCAGGUUGACAAAGGUGGCAAAAUUCCAGUGAAGAACAUCAUGAAAAUGUUCGCACAAAACAAAGAGGAUCGCAAGCGCGUGGAGAAGGCGUUGGACAUGAGUGGCUUGCCGUCGGGGAAAAUUGAGACCUUGUCCUUGCCGAAGUUUCAUUUCGAGGACUUUUUCAAUUUGUACAAGAAUCUCACGCAGCGCAGUGAAGUGGAGAAAAUAUUCGAUGGCAUCGUCGGCAAUUCUAAGCGCAAAUGCAUGUGCAUCGCGCAACUUGUCGAGUUUCUCAAUAAAACGCAACGCGAUCCACGGCUGAACGAGAUUUUAUAUCCUUACGCGAACGCAAGUCGUGCCAAGGAGAUUAUACAGGAGUACGAGCCGAACAAAUUCAAUGCGCAGAAGAACCAGCUGAGCUUAGAUGGUUUUCUGAGGUAUUUAAUGUCUGAUGACAAUCCGAUUGUGGCGCCUAGCAAACUGGACUUAUGCGACGACAUGGAUCAGCCAUUAUCACAUUAUUUUGUAAAUUCUUCCCACAACACUUACUUAAUAGGGCAUCAGUUGACAGGCAAAUCGUCGGUGGAAAUUUAUCGUCAAUGCCUGUUGGCCGGGUGUAGAUGCGUGGAAUUGGAUUUCUGGAACGGUCGCACUGAUGAGCCCGUUAUUGUGCAUGGCUACACGCUCGUUCCCGAAAUUAAUGCCAGAGACGCGCUGGAGGCGAUUGCUGAGAGCGCAUUCAAAACAUCGGAAUUUCCUGUGAUAUUAAGUUUCGAAAAUCAUUGCAAUCCAAGGCAACAGGCUAAAAUCGCCAACUACUGUCGUGAGAUAUUCGGUGAAAUGUUAUUAGAUAAACCGCUAGAUUCACAUCCGCUAGAGCCUAACGUUGAUUUGCCGCCACCAUCAUUACUUAAGCGUAAAAUUAUCAUUAAGAACAAACGAAAACAUCAUCACCACCAUCGUCACAAGAAGGGAGGCGCGACUGCGGCCCCAACCACGGUCAGCAAAUUGUCGACGGCGAACUCAGUUGAUGCAUCCAGCAAAGCAACAGCAAAUCACGCCACCACGCCGUCUGCCAUACAGCAGCAGGUCUCCGUGCAGGCUGACAAUGCAGCAGCAGCAGCAGCAGGCGGCUCGGCUAUAUCGACGCCAGUGUUGACUGGCAAUGGAGAUAUUAGCAGCACAGUUUAUCCGCCUCCACUGCAGCAAAUUCGUCAGAAUUCUAAGGACAGCACCGGUUCUUCGGAUACGGACAGCUCGAGCGACGAUGAGUCUAUGCCGAAUGUAACACCCAAUCCACCAGUAGGCGCCGAUCCAACAGCAGAAAAACCACAAAAGGAAACUGAAGCGGCAGCUGAGCUCUCGGCGCUGGUCAAUUACGUGGAGCCGGUGCAUUUUUACACAUUCGAAAAUGCGGAAAAGAAAAAUCGCUGCUACGAAAUGUCCUCCUUCGAUGAAAAACAAGCAACAGCGCUGCUUAAAGAGCGUCCAAUUGAAUUUGUCAACUACAACAAGCAUCAGCUGUCGCGUGUUUACCCGACCGGCACACGAUUCGAUAGUUCCAACUUCAUGCCGCAGCUGUUUUGGAAUGCCGGCUGCCAGCUGGUGGCGCUCAACUAUCAGACGUUGGACUUGGCUAUGCAGUUGAAUUUGGGCAUAUUCGAGUACAAUGACCGUUCGGGCUACUUAUUGAAGCCAGAAUUUAUGCGACGCACCGAUCGACGCCUGGAUCCAUUCGCCGAGAGCACGGUCGAUGGCAUCAUAGCUGGUACCGUGUCCAUUACUGUGCUGUCGGGCCAAUUUUUAACGGAUAAACGCGUCGGCACAUACGUUGAGGUUGAAAUGUUUGGCUUGCCCGCGGAUACCGUGAGAAAACGCUUUCGCACACGCAUUGUACGCGACAAUGGCUUGAAUCCGGUCUAUGACGAGGAGCCCUUUGUAUUCAAAAAGGUUGUGCUGCCCGAGCUAGCCAAUAUACGCAUCGCGGCUUAUGAAGAGGGUGGAAAAUUUCUGGGUCAUCGUGUGCUACCCGUUAUAGGCUUAUGUCCAGGCUAUCGACAUGUCAAUCUACGCACCGAAUUGGGCCAACCCUUGACGCUAGCAUCACUGUUUCUCUAUAUUGUUGUUAAGGAUUAUGUACCAGACGAUCUCUCCAAUUUCGCCGAGGCUUUAGCUAAUCCGAUUAAGUAUCAGAGUGAGUUGGAGAAACGCGAUAAACAGUUAGCCGUGCUGACCGAGGGCACCGAACCGAUCUCAUCAGAGGAGGACAUAACCAAUUCAUUCGUUUUUGUACAAGUAGGUGGCCAGAAGAAGGAGCUGCGUCCCGUUGAGUCCACGACAAUGAGUCCGAAGCAUCGCGCCAGUAUUACCACGGCCGCAACUUUGAACGUCGAUUCAAAUACUGGUGGUGAUCACGAUUCCGCCGAUGCGGGCACUGCCGGCGCACCCGGUUUUACACAUCAGCAUUCGCUGGACUCGACCGCACAGACAUCAAUACGGCAGGUGGAGUCGUCACAGUUCGAUGUGGAUUUGGUGCGCGCAGAGCCGCUGGAUAAGAUACUCGACAAUAAGUUGGUGCGCGAGAAGCGUUUCGAGCUGGAGAAGAAGCUGGAGUCGCUGCGCAAGAAACACGAUAAGGAGAAGAUCAAAAUCGCUAUGCAAAAAUCUAGUCCCAUGGAUGGUAAUAAGAAACCCAUGUUCAACAUUGCCAGCAAGCUAAAGAAACGUCUUAGCAAUAAGAAUCUUAAUUGUCUCGCCACUAGCGAUACGGGUGUGGAAGUGCCGGCCUGCUUUCCGGACAUUGGUGAUCUCAACGAGGACUGUGUGGAUGGUGCCACCAGCAGCGGUGGCGAGAGUCCCGCGCUGGUGACGCGUUCACAGCAAGAGCGUUUACUCGCCUCAUGUCGUGAUUAUUCAACGCAGUACCGCGACAUACAGGAGAAGUAUUAUGAAAUAAUCUAUGCUUUGGCAGACAAGGUGUUGCGCAAUUCGCAGGCAAAUCAAAUGAAACAGUUGAAAGCGUCACUUGAUCGUGUCACCUCGGAGGUAAUGCAUCAGCUGCAAGAAGCGCGUCGCACCGAGGUGAAAAACUUGUCAUCGGUUCAUCGUGAUCGCGAUGAGUUGGUUAGAAUGAAGCGUGAAGUGGCGAGCUCGGUGGUGGAGCGCGGUGUCGCUGAGCGCGUGCGUCUGAAGCAAACCUAUGACAAACGUACCGAUGACCUGCAAAAACAACACGAAUCCGUAAGGAAUGCAUUGACCGAGCAUCGAAGCAGGGCCCGACAAAUACUCGAAAAGGAAGCUGAAUCUCGAAUUUGCACCAUUAGUAAUGGCUUCUUGGUGCUUUUCAGCAGCGGCGGCGCUGCCACCACAUCGGUCACAAGCAAUAACCUCACAUUGAACUUAAACGGUGGCAACACCAUAUCGCCGGCACGUUCCAGCAAUAGCAUCACGAACAGCACCGGCGGCAGGAACAAAGACGAUUUGGGUGGCGGCGACGACGAAACCGGGGCCAACGCGCUCGCUGGUGCGGCAGCUGGCGUUUAAAGGCUGCCUCAACCGCGAUAUUACAUCAAAACAGUAUUUGCUCUUGCGAACCUAAAACAAGGCCGAAAAGGUGUAAAUCUAGCGUCAAAGUAAUAAGAUGAAAGCUGAAAUAUGGCAUAUAGGAGGCAAAAAGUUAAAUUCGUAUAAAAAUGGGUUCUGUAGUAGUAGUAGUGAUGUAGAAAUGCAAGUUAUUGGAUUAGAAUUGAAAAUGAUUUAGUUUAAAUUAAAUUGAAAAAAAAAAAAAGUGUUAUCUAAUAUCUAAAUGUUGGUUGUUGAUGUGAAAACUAUUUAUAAAACCUAAUUGUUAAUGAUAACUGUAUAACUGUAAAUGUAUGUGUGUACUAAGUAAAGAGUUAAAUAACCGCAAAAUACACACAGACAUUAUGUCACUCUGCAGUACGUUUAAACUGAUAAGUAAUAUUAUAUAUACAUAUUUAUAAAUGUAUGUACACAUAAAAAUAUGAAAAAUCUAAUAUAUAGUAUACGUGUUAGUUAAAGUCAAUAUGUAUCACACAUACUUAUACAAAUUAGUUGAAUUAAUUGUAUUUGUAUUUUAAACAAAAUCCACCACAUAAACAAAUAACACUAAACUAUAAAUGCUUAAGUACCGUUAUAUAGCAAGAUUAUCAAUGGGUUAACGUGCAUGUACUUUAAUGUACCUAUAAACAAUAAUUAACAUUUAGCUAUAAGUAUUGAAAAACAAAAGCAAACAUGUGUGGUAAAUUGUGUGAAAAAAAUUGUUGUGAACUUUCUACAUAGUUUAGCUGAUAGGUUUUAUGCUUCAUAGCAUAGCUUAUUUACAACAAAAAAUUUAUAAAACUUACUAUACAAAGGUGUUUAAACGGUAACUGAUGUAUAAGUGUCUUCAAAUUCCUUUGUUCAAAAAAAAUAUAAAAAUACACUAAAACGUCUAUACUAGGGUGAGCCAAAAAAAAUGAUAAAAUUGCGAAUUUUCCGUUUUCUAAACAUGCGAAUUUCGGAGUUCUAAAAAGACUUCCCCGAGGUAUAUUUUUUUAGGAAAUUUUUGGAAAAUAAAAAAGAAUUUCCCCUAGGUAGAUUUUUUAGCAAACUUUUUGCGCGUUGUGAAAAGGUUAAUCAUAACUUUUGGUAAUUUUGAUGAAAAUAUUUAUUUUUUGUUUUGUAUAAGUCCUCCAGAAUCCUUUGUUCAAAAACAAAAAAAAAACACUAAAAUGUCUAUACAAUGGUAAGCCAAAAAAUAAAAUAAAAUUACGAAUUUUCCCUUUUCUAUGUAUACGAAUUUAGGAGUUGUAAAAAAAAAUUUCCCGAAGGUAUAUUUUUUUGGGACAUUUUUUGUGCGUUGUAUAAAGGUCAAUGUUUAUCUUUUCAUAAGUUUUGGUAUUUUUGAUGAAAAAAAAUAUUUUUUGCUUUAGAUAGGUAUCUCCAAAUUGCUUUGUUCAAUAAAAAAAAAACAAAUAACUAAAACGCCUACACUAGGGUGAGCCAAAGAAUAAAUUAAAUUAUAAUUUUCAAUUUUCUAACCAAAUAUACGAAUUCUGGAAUUCUAAAAAAAAAUUCCCUGACGUUCCAUAGAUCUUCAUAUUUUUAAUUAAACCAUUUAUUUUUUGUUUUGUAUAAGUGUCUCCUAAUUCCUUUGUUAAAAAAUCAUUAGAAAGUCUAUAUUAGGGUGAGCUUAAAAAAAAUUAAUUAGUCUUAACGUUUCAUAUGCCUAGGGUGAGUGAAAAAACACUCGUGGUAUAUUUUUUGGAAAAUUUUUUUCUCUACAAGAAUCCACGUUGUAGAAAAUUGUAUGCUAAACAGUCCAAAAAAAUUACCUUGAGGUAUAUUUUUAGGGAAAGUUGUGGCUCUACAGGAAUUUUUUUAUUACAAGAAGCUCUUUUUUUUGUUUUUUUUUUGGCAAAACUUUGAAUGCUUCCUUAAUCCUCUAAAAAUAUAAUUAAAUGAAUCUAGAAACCUUGUCUUGCAGAGAAAUUUUACUCUCUGUAUAUAGGUUACCUUUAAUCCAUAAAUUCAAUAUCAGUAAUGUUUGACUCACCCUAGUCUAUAAUAUCUAUAUAAAUAUUUAUUUAUAUGUAGGUAUGUAGAUCAAAAAUGUAUAUAUUUUAUACAAUAUUUUACAUAAAUAUGCUUAUAAGUGCAACAGUUACGAAAAUAUAUCUAUAUCGGAGUAGAUCAAAAAACCUUUUUUUUUCAAAAAAUUAGUUUGUAGAUACCUAGAAAUAAUAUUUUCCCAUACUUUUCACUUUUUGCUCCAAAAAAUUGCGCUGUCUUAAUAUGAGCUCUUAAUAAUAACAUUAAAAUCCUCCGCUUUUCAGUUUCCUUUUUCAUUUUGCUUAUUAUUGGAAAGAAGAAUUCAUAUUUUUGCAAAGUCUCAGUAUUUCUUUAAUCGAAAAAUGUAUAAAAUAUAAAUAUAUUUAUCCUAAAUCAAUGAAAUUAACAAAUUUUCUCAAUGUAAGCACGCAUAGUUCUCACUGGGUAUCUUUACUUUCGUGAUCACCCACUCUUUUCAAGUCGACCACUUCAUUGAAGAAUAUUUUAUGCUUUUUAGUUAUUUGUCUCGCGUGUUCUACUCACUAACUCUCUUUUGUUGGUUUUGAAUAUAAAUGUUUUGUCAAGCGAGCAAUACCCAAAAUUAACAAGCAGAGAAAGGGUGCUUCGGUAACUGUUGGCACGAUUUCUCUCAGUUAAAUUUAUAUAGACUUACAUUUUUAAGCACAUUUUUUUCUAUUUCUAUGUGUAAAAUAUUAUAUA